AUGACUAUCCCUUUCAGUCCAAACCCAGAACAAAUCAAUGUCUCUUCUGUGCCCGCGACACAAGCAGAAGUCCAAGUGGAAUAUACUCUGAGAACAAAAUCAGACGCCAUCGAACAUACCUCCCAGAGCAACCGGCUUAAAGACUUAGCAAAGGACCCGUGGCUAAGGACCACCGGGAAUCGCCAUGCGAGUUCAGGCACGGAGAUCCCCUCAUCAGAACAAACCAAGAGCGCCAGAAUCCUUGUUGUGGGUGCCGGAUACGGUGGUCUCCUCUUUGCCGUUCGGCUGCUGCAGUCCGGUUUCUCUCUGGGCGAUAUUCUUCUCGUUGACGCGGCGGGAGGAUUUGGGGGAACCUGGUACUGGAACCGGUAUCCCGGGUUGAUGUGCGAUAUUGAGAGCUAUAUUUAUAUGCCUCUUCUUGAAGAGACGGGUCACAUCCCCAGCCGGAAAUAUGUACCUGGAGAAGAGCUGCGCGGCCACGCGGAAAGGAUCGCAGAGAAGUGGAAACUACAUACGCAGACGCUUUUUCGGACGACAAUAAGCUGCUUGACAUGGGAUGAGAACAAGACGCAAUGGAUUGCAACAGCUUCGCAGUCAAACAGUGAGAGCCAGGAAAGUAAUAGCUUUGUCAUUAGCGCCGAUUUUGCUAUUCUUGCGAAUGGAACCCUCAGCAAACCCAAGAUCCCUGACUUGCCGGGUGUGGAUGACUUUGCGGGUCAUGUCUUCCAUACUGCCCGGUGGGAUUACGACUAUACUGGCGGGUCUCCAUCUAUUCCUGUCAUGGAUCGACUGAAGACAAAGCGUGUUGGCGUAAUCGGAACCGGCUCUACAGCUGUGCAAGUAAUUCCACAGCUUGCCCGCUGGGCUGGGGAGUUAACAGUGUUCCAGCGCACACCAGUUGCCGUGGGUCUGCAAGAGAAUCAGGAAACAGAUCGCAUUUGGUGGAGUGAGGAGAUCGACAAAGUCGGCCCAGGUUGGCAGCGAAAGAGAUGCGAGAACUUCAACGCCUUCAUCACUGACACGCGGCAGGAGAAGUUGGAAGAGGUGAUGAAGGAAGACAAGGUUCAAGAUGGAUGGACGAGAUUUCCCUCCUUCUCUGCUGCAAUAGGCGGGGCCCAUAAUCUCCAGCCAGAUUUUCUCCAGUUGGUCGUAAAGGUCGACGAGGAGAGACAGAAAACUGCCCGACAGCACAUCAAAAGUACAGUACAUGACCCAGCCACGGCAGAAGCGCUACUGAACUCAACAUACAGCUGGUGCAAACGGCCCUGCUUCCACCAAGGCUACUAUGAGACCUAUAAUCUGCCACAUGUGAAGCUUGUUAACACAGCAGGCGAGGGCGUCACAGAGCUCACACGUGGCGGCGUCCUGCUUGAUGGAAAGGAGUACGAACUUGACCUCAUUGUCCUUGCGACGGGGUACGACAUAGGAAGCCUGUGUCCAGCAGAUAGGGCCCAGAUAUCAGUCCGAGGUCGGAAAGGACACUUGAUGAACCAGAAAUGGGCCGCAGGACCAGCAACCUUUCACGGCGUGAUGACCCGGGACUUUCCCAAUCUCUUCUUCCCAGGAACCUCACAGGCAGGCGUUACGGCAAACCAGUCAUACAUGUUUGAUCGGGCGGCAGAGCACGUAUCUUACAUCAUUAGACAAGCAUACAACCAUGUCGCCGCCGGUUUUGCCAACCCCAAAGUCUGUGUUGAACCGAGCCAGGAGGCAGAGGACUGGUGGACAAUGGAGACGGUCGCGAGGGCUAAGGCAUUCGCUGCCACCAAAAUCUGCAGUUCUGGGAGUUACACAAUCUCAGCUCGCAGUGGUGGAAGUGGCAAUGUGGAGAAGACAGCAAGGCAUAUGCCUUGGGGGGAAGGUAUGGCUAGCUAUGUUAAAAUUCUGGAGGAAUGGAGGAAAAAGGGACAUAUGGAUGGAUUGGAAAUUGCAUGGAAGGGGACAUAA
Messenger RNA from Aspergillus terreus NIH2624, 1947 nucleotides. Its product is annotated as flavin-containing monooxygenase. The transcript has a single exon. The coding region runs from base 1 to 1947 and encodes 648 amino acids. The record is from RefSeq and is a predicted model, not a curated record. Gene Ontology annotation, molecular function: oxidoreductase activity. NCBI's taxonomy places the organism in Eukaryota, Fungi, Ascomycota, Eurotiomycetes, Eurotiales, Aspergillaceae.